Messenger RNA from Recurvomyces mirabilis, 1272 nucleotides. RefSeq lists its product as uncharacterized. The record is from RefSeq and is a predicted model, not a curated record. The coding region runs from base 1 to 1272 and encodes 423 amino acids. The transcript has a single exon. NCBI's taxonomy places the organism in Eukaryota, Fungi, Ascomycota, Dothideomycetes, Mycosphaerellales, Teratosphaeriaceae.
AUGACGGAUAGCUACAACUCCAGCAACACCCUCGGCAACGAGCGCAGCGGCCAAACCGGCACUGGAUCCAGUGGCCUUGCUGGCUCUGGUACAGUUUCCGGCGUCAAUCCCAACGAGCUCACUGGUGCAAGAGCAGACGCCCUCGAACACUCCCACCACGGCGGUGACCAGCUCGGUAGCGUGCGAGCUGAUCACGGCGAUUCUCGGGGUAUGGACUCCAGGCUUGGCGGCGACCAUCACACUGGGACCGGACACACAAGCCACACCGGUCGUGAUGCCACCCUAGGCGCAGGGGCAGGAGCCAUUGGCACUGGAGCACACGAGAAGCAUCACCAUGGCGAUAGCACAUCCCGCUCAGGCCUGACUGGUAGUGGUAUGACAGGCGGUGGUCAGCACGCAGAGAUGUACGGCGGAUCCAGCAAGAGUGUCGACAUGCCAGAUGCCACCGGUCGCCAUGGCCAGUUUGGCGAGAUGGGUGAGAAGAGUGCUUCAUUGAAGGAUAGGCUAGUGGGUGCUAUCACCGGACACAAGCCUGCUGAGAAAGAUACCCAGCGAUUCGAGCCUGCUGGUACUGAAGGCGAGAGCAAGCACCACGACAAGCAUAGGGCUGAGGAAGGUGCAGUCGCCGGAGCUGGUGCGGGUGCUCUUGCGUCUCACGAGCAUAACAAGCAUGACAAGCAUCAUGACACCCGCGAUAAGCAACACGGCACACACGGCACACACGACAAGCAUGACAAGCACAGAGCUGAAGAAGGUGCGUUGGCCGGGGCUGGUGUAGGUGUUGGUGCCGGUACCCUAGCUGGCCGGGAGCAUGAGCGAGGCAGCGGGCUCGACGAAGCAAGAGAGCGUGGGGCAGGCUACGAGACUGGAAGCAACCCUCAUCACGGCCUAACAUCAUCCACUGGUAAUGAUGUAGCCAUCGGUGGUCGUGCUCCAGUAUCUGACCCGAUACGCGGAGACCCUGCUCUUAUGUCGACUGGAGGCGAGCGCGGUACAGGUCUGGGCUCAUCUACUACAGGUACUGGACUUGGUUCGACUACCACGGGUCUCGGCGCGUCCCACACAGGUUCAGGUCUCGGCUCCUCAUCAGGGACAGGUCUAGGCUCAUCUUCCACCAGCACCGGCCUUGGCUCAUCCACUCUUGGGCAAGGAGCACACGAUCAGUCCAACUUGAGUGCUGGUCAGGAAGGUCUGAUUCACGGCCACCACACCACCAUGAUCGGUGAAGUACUAGAUCCCCAUUUGGGACAGAGCUCUGAGAAGCGACUGUAG